UAGACAUGUUUGCUGACUAAUUUCUACCCUCCUCCAGCCAAUCCAUCCCGUAGAAACCCAAGCUAUCGGACAGCCCCGGGGGCGUUCUUUCAGCUCUUUUUUUCCCCUCCCUCUCUCUUUCUCUCUCCCCCCCUUCCACCCCUCGUCCUUUUUAUCCAAAUGGAGAGUACUUUUUUUCUUCUUCACCUCGUCUUUUAAGCUGGGGGCUCCAGCUUGAUCCUGCCGCACAUACGCCGAGGAAGAGCGCCAGUCAGCAGCCCGCCCCGCGCUGCGGAGCAGAGAGUCUCGCCGGCCCCGCGGCUGGCGGGUAGCGCCCUGGCGCUGAGGCAGUAUGGUGCAUCGCGGCGAGACAGGUCAACAGCACCCAUAACCCGCCGUAUUGCUGCUGUGCCGCUGCCGCUAGCAGCUUCCUGGAGGCAGCAACGGCCGGAAGAAGCGGUUUUAACGGGAGCGGAGGCAAGCGCGGCGGCAGCUGGGGCGGGGGAGGGGAGUCGUGUCUGCCCACCCACUCUCCCUGGGUGCGGGGAGUAGCCGCCAGCACUUUGGGGAUCGCACGCGAUGUGGCAAUGGGAGGUACAGGGUGAGACUCGUCAGGAGCGGCCGCGGUGGCAGCCACCGUCCAAAGCCCCGCGUGAAGUAGCCGCACAGCGACGGUGGUGGCAGCAGCAUCCCGCGGUCUGCAGCGCCUCCAGCUCCCCGCGGGCCCCUCUGGCAGCGGUAGCAACAUGGCCUCAGCCGUUAACGUAUUGGAGCCGGAGACGAGCAGCAGUGACCCCAGCCAGGCGGCGAGUAGCGAUAGCGGGAGGCGGCGGCGAAGGACUGGAGCGAACCAGCGCGCCGCGGCACCCGACCGGGAGUAUCUGCAGCGACCAAGCUACUGUGAUGCAGCUUUCGCCUUGGAGCAGAUAUCAAAGGGGAAAGCUACUGGAAGAAAAGCACCACUGUGGCUGAGAGCAAAGUUUCAGAGACUGUUAUUUAAACUGGGCUGUUACAUUCAAAAAAACUGUGGAAAGUUUUUGGUUGUUGGCCUUCUCAUAUUUGGGGUUUUUGCUGUAGGAUUAAGGGCAGCAAAUCUUGAAACCAAUGUGGAGGAGCUGUGGGUGGAAGAUCUUGGGCUCCAUUCCAUCAGGAUGGGUACUCAGGACAGUAGAAGCAACAGAAUUGAUCAUUGGGCACCGACACCAGCCUGGCUUGGAUCAUUGUUGCACUCUCCUUGCUCCUCACAAAAAUUGUUCUUCAUUGUCGUGCUACUUUACUUCCUGCAACAUACAACUUACACCACAGAUUAUUUUCCCCCAAGGUUUAAUCUCCUUGAGGCACACACUGGGUCUCCCCAUCCUUCUGCCUUACCCACAAGGUACACCCUGGUCCCCGAGCAAAGACAAUCCCAUGGAUGGGUUUGCCUUUCCCCAUGGGAGGAGAAACCGAUACCGACUUCCCCAGCCACUUCCCCAUGUAUAGUACGAAGACGUAUCUCCUCCCGCAGUAUAUAGGGGUUUUCUUUGGGCAUGACUAGGGUGGUUGCCAGUUCCCCUAGUGUUGACUAGCCAAGUGGCUUCAGUUAAAUUUGCCUCCCAGUGCUUCCAUGCCCAAUUGCCUAAGGCUGUUAACAUAGUCUUCAGCAGUCCAUUACACCUCUCAAAUUUUCCAGAGGCUUGUGGGUGAUAGGGGAUGUGAUAUAUCCACUCAGUGCCAUGUUUCUUUGCCCAAGAGUUGAUGAGGUUAUUUCGAAAGUGAGCCCCAUUGUCUGAUUCAAUUCUCUCUGGGGUGCAAUAUCACUGCAGAACGUGCCUCUCAAGGCCUAAGAUGGUGUUUCAAGCAGUGUCCUGGUUUACAGGAUAUGUUUCCAGCCAGCCAGUUGUUGCCUCCACCACGGUGAGAAUGUAGCUCUUGCCUUGGUGUUCGUGGCAGUGGUCCAAUGUAGUCAACUUGAAGGCCUCACCAUAUUGGAAACCCAACCACUGCCCUCUAUUCCAGGGAGAUUUUACUCACAUGGCCCUGCUUGAUUGCCACACGUUUCACAUUCGUGAAUAACCUGUGUGAUGGCCUCCAUGGUCAGUUCCACUCCUUGAUCACAAACCCAUCUGUAUGUCCUAUCUUUUCGUAGAUAUCCUGAUGUUUUAUGGGCCCAUCGGGCUAUAAAUAGCUUACCCUUCUGCCCCCAGUCUAAGUCCACCUGAGCUAUUCCAGUCUUGUCAGCCUUA
This is a messenger RNA of Myiozetetes cayanensis, 2204 nucleotides long. RefSeq lists its product as uncharacterized. Lineage: Eukaryota; Metazoa; Chordata; Aves; Passeriformes; Tyrannidae. Gene Ontology annotation, molecular function: hedgehog family protein binding; smoothened binding; hedgehog receptor activity. Gene Ontology annotation, cellular component: plasma membrane. The transcript has 3 exons. Bases 726 to 1493 code for a protein of 255 amino acids. Gene Ontology annotation, biological process: smoothened signaling pathway. The record is from RefSeq and is a predicted model, not a curated record.